AUGAAAUCCUUCAUAAUUUUGACCCUAUUGUGUGCGGGCACUAAUGCGAUCAGCACCGAAUUUUUUGAAAAAGUUAUGAAUGAACUGCAUGCAGUAGCUAUGGCUUGCGUAAAACAGGAAAGCGCUACGGCCAACGACAUGGUGGAACUUAUGGUGCAUAAGUUCCCUCCAAGCACCCACGAAGCAAAAUGUGUUAUAGCUUGUUUUUACGAGCACUACCAUAUGAUGACACCAGAAGGUACUUUUGAUAAACAGGCAACAAUUGACGCUUUUAACCCCCUCAAAUCUGAAGAUGCAGACUUAUAUGACAAAAUGUUGAAAAUUUUUUAG
Messenger RNA from Zophobas morio, 330 nucleotides. RefSeq names its product general odorant-binding protein 19d-like. The record is from RefSeq and is a predicted model, not a curated record. The coding region runs from base 1 to 330 and encodes 109 amino acids. NCBI's taxonomy places the organism in Eukaryota, Metazoa, Arthropoda, Insecta, Coleoptera, Tenebrionidae. Gene Ontology annotation, molecular function: odorant binding. The transcript is spliced from 5 exons.